Messenger RNA from Humulus lupulus (European hop), 2683 nucleotides. RefSeq lists its product as uncharacterized. The transcript is spliced from 2 exons. The coding region runs from base 85 to 2328 and encodes 747 amino acids. The record is from RefSeq and is a predicted model, not a curated record. NCBI's taxonomy places the organism in Eukaryota, Viridiplantae, Streptophyta, Magnoliopsida, Rosales, Cannabaceae.
CCAGGUGGAGAGAAUAUAGUGCAGCAAUAUAUAUUUCCUGAUCUGGAAAUAAGGAUAUUUUAAAAUUUAGCUUAGAAGAAAAGAAUGGUUACUCCAAUUCCAGACCAGGUGAAGGAGCUGUGGAAAGAAUGGAACGUUAGGGCAAUCAUUCUGUUCAGCCUCGCAUUACAGACAUUUCUGAUUGUGGCCGCUCCCCUCAGAAAACGCACCUCCAGAAAACUCGUCAUUUUCUUACUCUGGACGGCUUAUUUGCUUGCUGAUUGGGCGGCAAGCUUCGCUGUCGGCCACAUUUCCAGCAAACAAAAUGACGACUCCAGCGGUGGCUCUAAAGCCAAAGCAGACGAUAUCAUACAAGCGUUUUGGGCGCCAUUUCUUCUUCUUCACCUUGGUGGACCCGACACCAUAACCGCCUUUGCUCUUGAGGACAAUGAGCUCUGGCUCCGACACUUGUUGGGUCUCGUAACUCAGGUUAUUGCCACUGCUUAUGUCUUCAUCCAAACUGUCCCGGGAAACGACCUGUGGAUAUCGACGGUCCUGAUGUUCUUCGGCGGAAUCAUCAAGUACGCCGAGCGAACUCGCGCUCUCUACCUAGCGAGCUUAAACAAAUUCCGGGAAUCUCUGCUCCAAAAACCCGACGCGGGCCCGAACUACGCUAAGCUCAUGGAGGAGUCCUCGUCAAAGAAAGAUGCCAGACUUCCGACGAAGAUCCAGAUGAUCCCCGAGCCCGACGUGGAAUCGAAAGCCUUCAGCAAAGACGUGAAAGAAGGUGACCUAGAAGAGAUCGACAUCGUUAAUUACGGCAAUAAUUACUUCAGGAUCUUCAAAGGUCUAAUUGUCGACUCCAUCUUCAGCUUCCGAGAGCGCGACGAGAGCCGUGAGUUUUUCAUGAAUAGGACGGCAGUAGACGCCUUCAGAGUCAUGGAGGUUGAGCUCAACUUAAUCUACGAAGUGCUGUACACCAAGAUCGAAGUGGUUCAUAAUAGAAUCGGCUACGUAUUCCGUUUCUUGUCGCUCGCUUCUACCGUGGCCACUCUUGGACUCUUCUACAAUGUCGACAAAGACGAUUUCAAGCCGUUUGAUGUCAGAACUACUUACACUUUGCUUCUUGGGGCCAUUUUUCUGGACGCUAUAGCUCUUUUAAAUCUGGUAUGUUCGGAUUGGACUGUCAUUGGAAUGCAGAAGUACCCGAAAAUAAGGCAGUCGUGUCUGUCGAAAAUAUUUGAACGCUUUCUCUAUUUGCAGAGGCCAAAAUGGCAUAACGGGGAGAACAAUUGGGUUACAAGGAAAGUAAGAGCGGCGCUAUUUGGGCGGUGGUCGGACGCGAUAUCGGGGUACAAUUUCAUAACUUAUAAUCUAAGAGGAUGUCCAGACAUUGACGGCAACGAUCAGCCUGAUCAUCCAAGUGUUUGGAAAUUCGUACGUAACAAAAUAUAUUUUGUCGUCAAGUGUUUUAAAAAGCUCAUUAACAAAAUCAUUGAACAGUUGGGUGCGACAACCCUUAUAGAUGAACUAAAGUACGGCAUUAGAUACAGAAUGAAUAAGCCUCUAUGGAAAUUCAUCUUUACGGAGUUACAAGAGAAGGCAGAGGAUGCUGAUGAUCCGGAAAUUGCCAAAAGAAUCUGCGAAGCAAGAGGCUCUUAUGUUCUUCUUGAAAGUACGAAAUACAAAGACGACAAAAUUAAGGAGAUAACUCCUUAUAUCGAUGAUGUCACUUAUGAUCAGAGCCUUCUGUUAUGGCACAUUGCUACGGAAUUAUGUUACCAAGAUGAUGUACUAAAGAAUAAGAAAUACAAAAUUCUUUAUCCCAAGGAUGAAGAGUAUAAGGAAUCAUACCAAUUCAGUAAAGUACUUUCAGAUUACAUGCUUUAUCUCUUGGUGCUGCAACCGACUAUGAUGUCGGCGGUUGCCGGAAUCGGACAAAUUAGGUUCCGGGACACAAGUGAGGAGGCAAAGAAGUUCUUCGUCCGGAGAGGAAAAGGGAAGAGGAAAGAGCAAGAGGCGGGCGAGGCCAUUCUUGGGGUUGACACGAAUGUUGAACCUGUGACGGUGAAGGGGGACAGGAGUAAGUCUGUUUUGUUUGAUGCUUGUAUCUUGGCCAAAAAACUUGGUGAGUUUAAGGAUGACAAGUGGAAAAUCGUGAGCAGUGUUUGGGUGGAGAUGUUGUCGUAUGCCGCCAGUCAUUGUCGUCCGGAAAGUCAUGCCCAGCAAAUGAGUAAAGGUGGGGAACUUAUUACUUUUGUUUGGUUGCUCAUGUCUCAUUUCGGGUUGGGAGAUCAGUUUCAGAUUAAGGAGGGUCAUGCCAGAGCAAAGCUCAUCGUCGAAAAGUAGCUUAAAUUAAUUAAGUGAAUAAACACCAUAAUAUUAUUAUAGAUAUGUAUGAUUUUAUUCUGGGUUAUUUGCUCCUUUUUUUUUCUUAAUUGUUGUGGAAUUUUUAUAUUUCUAUGUAUUGGAGAGUUUGUAUGAAUCGAUUUUUUUUUUCUUUUUUUUUUUGGUUAACUAAUACACAAAUCAAAUACAUGGACAAAAAUCUUCAGUCACAUGUAUUCCUGCCAUAUAAAUGUCCACCUACGGCCAGUGAGCAUUGGGAGAAAAAAUAUUACUACUUUUAUAAUAAUUAUAUAUAAAAUAGUAUUUUUAAUAGCCAAAAAUUAUAUUUUUAAAAUAUUGAACCCUUCUUAAGUGG